AGGGGGAGGAUCCGAUCCGGGGAGGGGCCGUUGGAGAGGAGACCCCCUUCCCCUCGUUCCCCGGGGCCAGCUGAGCCCAGGUCCGCCCCGCAAGGCGGAGCCGGCGGCCGUCAGCUGAGCCUCCCGGGCGAGUCAGCGGCGGGCAGGGCUCCGGCUUCGUCGUCGCCCGCAAAGAGGCACCCAAACAAGCCCGCUAAAGCUUCCCGGCAACCGGGGUGCGGAGCAGGGUUGCCCCCAGCCCAGCGCGGAGACCCAAAGGGCCGGUGAGUCGGGAGCCCCCCCCCAGAAAGAACCCCGAGCAGCAGACCCCGACCCCCCUGGCCAGGUGGGGGAUGCUGGCCUGGAGCCCCGGGAAAGGGAGGAUCCCGGUUCACAAUGGACAGGGCCUUUUUUGAAUUUCCAGUGACUCCCAGUGCUUUAUCCCCUGCCUGAGGCCCACCAUGUUUGCUCAUCCUCACAAGUUCGGCUUCCCCAGCGGGAACGCCUCGGAUUGUGUCAACGGUUCGGAGUGGAUCCUGACCGUCUUCCACGAGUGUGCUCAGGAUGGCCGGGACGUCGCCAGCGUGGUGCUGGGCCUGGUCUCCAUCGCCUGCUUUGCUGGGGCUUCCUUCCCUCAGUUCUACCUGGCUUGUAAAACCGGCAUUAUGGACCAGGCCUUGUCCAUUUACUUCUUGCUGGGAUGGCUGGGAGGCGAUUCGCUGAAUUUAGUGGGCUCUUUCUUGGCCAAUCAGCUGCCACUACAGGUCUACACCGCCAUUUACUACGUGCUGGCUGAUCUGCUCAUGAUCUCUCUCUACGUCUAUUACAAAAUCAAGAACCAAAACAGAGUCUUUUCAGCUUCGAUCAAUGCCGUCUUCGCAGUCGCGGUCCUGGGAACCACGUUGACGCCCGCCUGGCAUCGAGAUCCUGCCUCUUCUCACUUGGGUGAUGGAGGGAUGUUUAAAAGCCGGAAACUUCUAUUUUCUGCAGACUACCCAUCAGGCUGGGAGCCUUUCACCCAAAGGGAGAUAUGCGGUUUUGUGAUCGGAUCCACUUCUUCGGUGCUAUACUUGCUUUCCCGGGUCCCUCAGAUCUACACCAAUUUCAAGCGGAAAUGCACUACCGGCAUCUCCUUCUCGCUUUUUGCUCUGGUGAUGCUUGGAAACUCGCUCUACGGCCUCAGCGUCUUAAUGAAAAACCCGGAUCCGGGGCAGACGGAAGGCAAUUACGUGAUCCACCAUUUGCCGUGGCUGAUUGGCAGCUUGGGGGUUCUCUCUCUUGACACUGUGAUUUCGUUCCAGUUCCUGGCCUACCGUCGGAGGAAGCUACCGGUCCUGGAGGAGAGAGACGCCCUCUUGGGCCGAGAGGAGAACCCCGUGGAGAGCUGAGCGGCGCCAGGAUCGGGUCUUGGCCGCGUUGGGAUUCCAGCAGCGGGUUUUGGAGUCCUCCUGCGACUCUAGAAAGCCCUGGCCUUUCUCUGCUCUAGAAAACUCUCCGCCUCUGGAAAGUGGCACCUUACGAGAUCCUGUCCUACCUCUCAAGAGAUUUA
Molecule: messenger RNA, 1528 nt
Organism: Crotalus tigris (Tiger rattlesnake)
Lineage: Eukaryota; Metazoa; Chordata; Lepidosauria; Squamata; Viperidae
Gene: SLC66A1
Product: solute carrier family 66 member 1
Exons: 8
Coding region: 441-1367 (308 amino acids)
Source: RefSeq, a predicted model, not a curated record